AUGGUUUUUAAUAGCCAAGUCAACAUCACAUUGGGUGAAGUGCAGCAUACAGUAUGCUCUAACUGGCUUACAGCUGCAUUCACAGCGGAUCGCUAUCUGAUGAUUUGCUAUCCUUUCAUCGCGAAGCGAUGGUGCACUCUGCGCCUGAGCAAAUUGGUGAUAGCAGCGGUAUGGGUGGCCAGCUUCUGCUACACCUUGCCGCGCUUCUACGAGUACGUCUAUUUCACACCUCUGCCCCACCCCGCCGUGAGGGACUCCCGGCUGCACCUGCCCAACCACUGGUAUCAGCUCUCCGCCAUGGGCGACUCCAAAGCCUUCCGCUUCGGUUACCAUCUGUGGGCUUGGUGCAUCCUCGUCAUCGGGCUGCCUUCUCUCUUCAUUGCCGUUCUCAACAUCUUCCUCGUGCGCGAGAUCAACCGCUCCAUUAAGCGCAUGCGCUUUGAGCAGGGCAUCAAGACGCGGCGCCAUGAAACCGACGUCAUGCUCAUUGGCGUCAUUGUCAUCUUUUUCGUGUGCCAGAUUCCCUCCUCGGUAAGCCACGUGAUGUGGGGCAUCCGAGGCUACCGGCAGGAGGCAUCGGUACCUUGGCUCAUCCUAAAUGAGGUCGGCAAUCUCUUUGUGAUUCUCAAUGCCUCCAUCAAUAUAAUCCCCUACUACCUCUUUGGGAAGCGCUUUCGUACUCUCUUCGUGAUAAUCUACUUCGGAUGGAUGAAGAGAUGUGCUGAUGUGCGACAAAGCGUGACAUCCCUCAACCACUUAUUAACGCCGACGCUCAACAGAAGGCCGCGCCAGCCCUCAGCCUCUUCUCCCCUCACCCCCCUUGCCGUCGCCACUGCCUCCGGACAAGGCCGGUCCCUGCCCCUUCACUAUUGCCAACCUGGAUGA
Echinococcus granulosus is the source of this 885-nucleotide messenger RNA. RefSeq names its product FMRFamide receptor. NCBI's taxonomy places the organism in Eukaryota, Metazoa, Platyhelminthes, Cestoda, Cyclophyllidea, Taeniidae. Bases 1 to 885 code for a protein of 294 amino acids. The record is from RefSeq and is a predicted model, not a curated record. Gene Ontology annotation, cellular component: membrane. Gene Ontology annotation, molecular function: G protein-coupled receptor activity. Gene Ontology annotation, biological process: G protein-coupled receptor signaling pathway. The transcript has 3 exons.